AUGGCUACACAAAUUAUUGAUGAUACUCCUAAAACAAAAGGAAAAAGAAGUGGUUUAGGAGAUAUAUUAAAACCACUUAAUUCAGAAUAUGGUAAAGUUGCUCCUGGAUGGGGUACAACACCUUUAAUGGGUGUUGCAAUGGGAUUAUUUGCUGUUUUUUUAGUUAUUAUUCUUGAACUUUAUAAUUCUUCCGUAUUAUUAGAUGGAGUUCCUGUAAGUUGGUAA
Messenger RNA from Physcomitrium patens, 225 nucleotides. NCBI's taxonomy places the organism in Eukaryota, Viridiplantae, Streptophyta, Bryopsida, Funariales, Funariaceae. The record is from the annotation of a RefSeq genome assembly.